Varanus komodoensis (Komodo dragon) is the source of this 2367-nucleotide messenger RNA. RefSeq names its product SUMO interacting motifs containing 1 (gene SIMC1). NCBI's taxonomy places the organism in Eukaryota, Metazoa, Chordata, Lepidosauria, Squamata, Varanidae. The record is from RefSeq and is a predicted model, not a curated record. The transcript is spliced from 10 exons. The coding region runs from base 17 to 2149 and encodes 710 amino acids.
AACUGGAAAGGAAGCUAUGGCCGAGGACGACGUUAUCUUCAUCGAAUCGGCCACUGAUGUGGAAAGCUUCGGCAUGUGUUCCCGGCUUUGCCGCCGGCGCCGGGCCCGACUCAGGAGGAGAAGACGGAGAGAGCGGCUGAAGCGCAUCCUUCAAGAACCUCAGGAGCUCAUCGAUCUGACUGGAGAGGAUAUGGCUGUACAAACAUCACCAUGCAAUGACUUUGGUAUCAUUGAUCUGACUGAGGAUGAGGAGACCAUGGCUAGCCCUCUUCACAGCAGCAGCUACUUUGCUCAGGACCUUCCACAUUCAGCAACGGUCAGCACUCAGCCCACAUGCUCUCCUCAACUCACUGUGGCAGGGAUGGCCAGCAAAUCUGACAGGCCAGUGGACAUGCGGAACAAAGACUGUGAGCGACUUUCUCCCAGAGAAGAUGAGGCGAAUCAUCUCUGCUGUGGUGAGGACUCUGAAAGCAGCAGCCACACCACUUACAACAGUGACUUGGGCUCUUUGAUAAGCGCACACCUGGAGUCAGCCAUUUCCUCCUCCUCUGCAGCCCAUGACAGCCCUGAAAGCCAGCCCUUCCUGGACUGUGUGGAAGAACCUCCCAGUACUUGCCCAGCUGGAAGAGUUCUCAGCCCCCAGCCCUCACCCACUGAUCAGAGACAGUCUCCAAGCCCCAUUCUCUCCAGCCCUCCUAAGGGCAUUUUCACAUCUCUGACAGAAGUCAAUCUGCCUCUGUUAGAAGCAAAUAACCCAGGACCGAAUGCUGUGAAAUCAAAUGUUCAGGGCCCGCUUAAGCGAAUUGACAUUGAGGGCUCAUUGAAAACGUGGCAGUAUUUCCAUGGGGUGCCUGUACAUCACCCCUUUCUCCAAAAUGUGGUACAAGAAAAGAAUACCAGACAGAAGAAGCCCCUGAAAGCCCAACGGAUCCCAUCUGGGAGACUGAGCAUGGUGACCAGCACCAUUGAGGAAAAAUGCUUUCAGGCGACCUUGGACUUCCUUACGGAUUAUGUAUCCUAUCGGUACUACCCUCCAAAGGAGAUCAUGACCUGUGUGGUCAGCCAGAUUCUGCUGAGUCCAGAGCGCCAGGAUGUGUCACAAGAGAUGCAGAAGGAUGCUUACAUGUUGUUAAUGAAAAUCCAGGCAUUUCACCCAGCUGAGGUUGACACAGUGGUGUGGGACUGGCAGCUGCUCUGCAAGGUCAUGGAAGAACAGGAAGAAAAAAAUCCUGGACGACUUCUAUUCUUGCAGUAUGUGAUCCAGACCUUAGAGGACGACUUCCAGGAGAUGGCCAAAAAAGACAAUCUGCCCAAAUCCAUUGCCAAGAUGGUGCUUUCCUGUGACCAGUGCUUCAGCAACAUAAAGAACGUGAUUGAAUGGCUAGUGGCUGUAGUCACAGGCGCAAAGAUUUCCCACGACAAAAUGCUUCUGCAGAGUGCAAGCAGUACUUCAGCAUCAGCAACAUCCAGGCGUGAAAGUUGCUCCUCCCUGCCAGAACCACGCUCAUGCCAGACAGUUCAAACAAAUGAUGCUGCUUUAAAAUUUCAGAAUCAAAAGGUGGUAGCACUUCUCCAGAGGAUGCUUUCCAUAGCUGUAGAAGUGGACAAGUCUCCAAACUGCAGUGCCCAUAAAAUUGCAGACAUUAUGCUUUCUUCAGUGCUGAAUAUUCCCAAGCACUGCCAGAGGGAAGCCUUCCUAAGCAGUAUGGAAUGCCAUCUCCUGCGAUGCAAAGUGUUGGAGCUCAUUUUCCAAUACAGCUGCACAAUACGGACCAAACAGCCUUUAUCUUUAGCAACAAUCCUGCAUUUUCUGGACCAUUUUUCUCUGCUGCUCACAUACCAGGACAAUGAAGAAACAUGGCAGAGAUGGGACGAGAUGCUUCAUUACUUGAAUUUACUGUUGCUGAGUUAUCGCAGCAUAGUCUUAGGGCACUUAAGAAGUUCUGUGUGUGAAAGAAGUAAAUUAAUUCUCAAGGCUGCUAAACCCAAACUACAAUCAAAUGACUAUAUUGAAGGAAGUGAUAUAGAAUGCAAAAUUCAAACCUUCCAAAGGCAACUCUUUGAGAUUCUGGGGCAACCAAUUCCUUCAUCCAUCGCAGAAAAAAUUGAGCUACUACAAGUUUUGCUUCUCACAACUAAGGAUAUCUAACAGGACUGCUGGUCAGCUAAAAUAUGGACCUUUUCCAAGUGGAAACACUACUCUGUACAUAAACAUUCCCUGUCAAAAGACACCUUAACACAUUUUUUGUAUUCAAGUCAUGUUUUCUAUGACAGCUCAAGCAUUUUAAACUCCUGUUGUAUAGGUUUGUUUGUUCCCAAAAGAAGAUAGGAUAGUUUUAAUAAAUUGUUUUACUAGUUGAGAGGUAA